AUCUGCCUGAUGCUCGUACCAUCAAACAUCCGCAGCCAAGAAGUCCCUCAGACAGCUUGCCGGCUCCCGACUCAGCCUUCAUCCACAGAUUCAAGAGAUCCCUGAAACGGAGAGGUUUCCUCCGUAACAGGAUGGACAGAAAGAGGCCAGGUCGUGACGAGAGAGAGAAAGGAAAAGGCAGAGCAUGUGCACUAAGACAAGUCCAGCUGAAAGUGUCAGAUCUGGGUUUGGGCUACAGGAGUCAGGAGGAGAUGAUAUUCAGCUACUGCAGCGGCGUGUGUGUAAACUCACUCACUAACUACGACAAAAUCCUCACCAGCCUCGCCGGCGGUGAUAAAAACGUUCUGCACAGCUCGCCUCCCACCGCCUGCUGUCGACCCGUCCAAUACGACGACGACCUGUCCUUUCUGGAUGACAACCUGAUAUACCACACCAUGGAGAGGCACUCGGCACGGAGAUGUGGCUGUGUCUAAGCAGCUGUGGGAGACAAUGACACAAGACUGGAAAAUCAAUGGAAGCAAUUUCAGGUUAUUACAUGUGACUUGGUUGAGGGAAUCACCAUGAUUGCAUUUCUCUGAGAAGAUACAGGAUAGGGAAUUUCAAGAAAGGUGUUGCAGGA
Rhinichthys klamathensis goyatoka is the source of this 619-nucleotide messenger RNA. RefSeq names its product glial cell derived neurotrophic factor b (gene gdnfb). Gene Ontology annotation, molecular function: growth factor activity; glial cell-derived neurotrophic factor receptor binding; receptor tyrosine kinase binding. The record is from RefSeq and is a predicted model, not a curated record. NCBI's taxonomy places the organism in Eukaryota, Metazoa, Chordata, Actinopteri, Cypriniformes, Leuciscidae. The transcript has 2 exons. Gene Ontology annotation, biological process: positive regulation of branching involved in ureteric bud morphogenesis; negative regulation of neuron apoptotic process; peripheral nervous system development. The coding region runs from base 132 to 473 and encodes 113 amino acids.